This is a messenger RNA of Aplysia californica (California sea hare), 7588 nucleotides long. RefSeq names its product ankyrin and armadillo repeat-containing protein. Gene Ontology annotation, molecular function: protein binding. NCBI's taxonomy places the organism in Eukaryota, Metazoa, Mollusca, Gastropoda, Aplysiida, Aplysiidae. The record is from RefSeq and is a predicted model, not a curated record. The transcript has 25 exons. Bases 478 to 4770 code for a protein of 1430 amino acids.
CAUAUAACGCGAAUGACAGUAGGAGCAGAAAGUUGACCAACAAUAAUUACUGGUGUCCUUUGCGAGUUUUGCGUUUAUACUUUAUUAUUCAGUACAUAAAAUAAUUGUUAUGUGCAUGGAAUCAAGGGACGACCUAAUACAAUAACAGUGGCAAACAGUGAAUUAUUUUUUCCUCGGUUCUUUCCGUGGUUUUCUCUAAUAUAUAUGAUCGAUUAAGACAGUACUGUUAAUGCUCCCCUCUCCCAAUGUUCUGCAUCAUAAGGCCUAGAUAUAUAUAUCUAAUGGAAGAGGGUAAAGAAACAACCGUGUUGCCUAUCGACUAGUCUCGCGAGAUGUGAGAUGUGAGACGUGAAACAGUUUGGCAGUGUCCAAUGAAAACAAUCAUGGCUGACAGUUUGCGAAUGGCUUUUGGGAAAGUUGUAAACCGGUAGCGGUUAAUGGAAUAAAUUGAACAGACUGAGCACAAUCAAGUGAAUCAUGGCAAGUCCUCUGGAUGAAACUUCCCAGAUGGGAACUCUAAUAAGAGAGGCAGCGUCUUACUUUGAUAAUCUAGAAAGAUACGAUAGUCAAGAACUCUUGGCAUUCAGCAUGGCGCACUGGAUGCUUUCGACAGAUGUGUUUCGUCUUCCUACUGAUCAGCCUCAAGGUCUUAUCUCAAACAUUUCUCCUAAAGAUGACGCAGCAAUAAUUCUGUUUCCAGUGGAUGACAAAAGCCCACCCUUGUGUUAUAGAGAGGUUCAUAAUAUCAUCCGAGAGUUAACAAUUGGUAUGUAUGUAAUGCAUCAAACGCCACUGAUCUCAUUGGAAGCUAACUAUGACUUGGCUACUGUGUGCAAUAUUCCUCCUGCCUAUCAAGACACCCGCAUUGGACAGCUUUUGAUAGCUGUGGACUACAUGAUGAAAGCACUAUGGCAUGGAGCCUACUUUCCAAAAGACAAAAGGACUAAAUUCUCUGAACGAUGGCGCACAAAUCUAGAUGUGAAUGCGUCCGGAAAACCUGAGACAAAGAAGCCUCUUCUGACUGAGUUUCUAAGUGCAGGUCUCUUAGACAUCACAAAAGAUCCAGAUUUCGGCAACAUCUAUGACGAAAUGCCAGCAGAAAUUGCAGGGGAUGCUGAGAUGGCAGAAGAGCGUCGUUUUUUCAUGAGUCAUGUUGACAGUCUGAGUAUGAAGCUUACUUUUUGCCAGGAUAAAGCAGAAAGCUACAAGAAUAUGUAUAUAGUGCAGGCAGAUUAUGAAGUGUCCAGUAUCGUAAGUCUUCUUGACAACCAGAUAGACCAUACUGGAUAUGAAAGACUGAAGACAAGACUACAAAUGCAUGAAGAGAUCAUCAAGAAACACAUGGCAGCCAAGCAAGAAACACGCAGGCAGCUAGAGCUUCUGAAGCUUGUCAGUUACCUGACGCCUUUCUUACUGGGCAUGAGAAAAAGAAUGAAAAUACCUGACAUCAACAAGCUGAUGUCCCGGUAUGGAGUUGACGAGUGCCGUACGGAACGAGAACUUCCUCCUCUCAUUGUGGGGCCUGAGUUCAAAUGUAAAAAUUUCAUGUUCAACGACCACUACUUUCAUCUCCAUGGAGGCAUCACAAUGGACCUUGAGACAGACACUAUGACAGAAGCUCCAUCAGAAUUUAUUGAAGGUUACAGUAAAAUUGUGGAAGCAGCUCAAGUAGGCUUCCAUGGCAUUCUCCAUUUAGAUCAGGCUCCAAAAGAACACUACAAUAUACCUGUGGUGACGGUGGAUGGUCAAGAGUACUAUGCCAUCAUGCUUCAGCUUGAGACAUUUUAUGGAACAAACCCUCAACGACCUUUGUGGGUCAGAGCUUACUGUGAGGAGAUGGACAAACUGAAGCCGAAGAGGUUGCCCAUACCUGAUAACAACAUUCAUGAGCAGUUCAAGAAAAACUUUGGUUACAAGAAAGCCAUUAAGUAUAAGACUCCUUUCAAUGGACUGAAAAUCUGUGCUCAACGAGGGAUGGUUGCUAUGUUCAGUGCUCUGGCUCGCAAGAUGACUGGAUCUCGAAUCAGCAAACAAGACGAGAAUGGCUUGUCCUUUCUGCACCAUGCAGCAAUAAACAAUCGUCCCCAAAUCAUGGUUCUGUUGCUCAUGAGUGCAGUUGAUGUGAACGUGAGACGCAACAACAUUCUAUCAACGGGUCCCACUGCUCUCCACAUGGCUGCUCGGUGUGGCUCUCUGGAUGGGGUCACAUGUCUCUUGGCAAACUAUGCCAAUAUUCUGGCCACAGACCAGGAUGGAUGGGCACCGAUCCACCACGCUGCUUUCUUUGACCAUAAGCCUGUUAUAAAGCUCAUGGUUCGAAAAAACACAGGCUUGCUUGAACUUCCAACAAAAAAUGAUCAGAAAUCCACUCCCUUGCUCCUGGCUGCCAGUUCCGGAGGUUUGUCAGCGGUGCAGUGUCUUAUAGAGCUGGGUGCUAUGGUGCGUACCAAGGAUGGGGACGGCAAUGAUCUCGUCACCCUGAGUGCGCUCCGGUUUCACACCAACGUGCUGGAGUUCAUGAUACAGAUGGACAGCCCUGACGCUCCGGUGUGGGAUGUUUUAGUGGAUAUGCUUAAUGACGAAAGUAUGGCUAAAAAGGACAGUGCAGUGAAAUGUUUAGAAGUGCUCUCAACAUCGAAACCAGACCAUUGGAAAUGCAUACUGGAAGCAAAUGGUGUCCCUGCCUUAGUGAGUCUCCUGCACCUGGACAAUGUAGAGAUUCAGUCUGUGGCUGCGUCUGUCCUGUGCAACACCUCGGAGAAUUACGAGAUUCGCCUGGCUCUGUCGAAAGCCAAGGCUGGCCCCAUCCUCAUCCAGCUGCUCAGUUCUGAGGUGGAUGACAUCCAGUCACGGGCGGCCAUCAUUCUCUCAGACAUUGCCUGUAUUGAGGGGAAUCAGACUUUGAUUGCUGACAAUGGUGGCAUUGCUCCCUUGGUGAACCUUCUGGACUCGGAGCUAGAGGAUGUGCUUGUGAAUGCUGUCAAUGCCAUUCGUGUGCUGUGCAACGGCAACCAGUGUAACCAGGACGCUGUUGCCCAGUGCGGGGGUCUGGAGCCAUUGGUUGAGUUCUUGGAUGUCAAAUCUGAAGACCUUCAGGCUGGUGCUGCUGCUGCUCUGGCUGCCGUCACGGCAAAGAACAUUGAGAACCAGAAUGCUGUGAUCAAAGACAAUGCUCACAAACCCCUAGUGGAACUGAUCCGAUGCAGCCGUAGCACAACGGUGCAGGUGAAAGCUGCCAGUGCUGUGGAGGCUCUGGCUACAAACAAUGCUUACAGUCAGAAGCGCUUCCUAGAACUGGAUGCUCCGAAAGCUUUGAUUCGACUCUUGAAGAAUGUCUUUGUUGAAGUGCGUGAACAAGGCGCUUGUGCCUUGUGGUCUCUGGCUGGCAACACCAAGACACAGCAGAAGUACAUUGCUGAACGCAUCACCAUUCCACACAUCAUCCAGAUGCUGCUAGAAGCUACGGAGAAGCUUCUAUAUGUUGGUUGUAUGACAGCCAUAGCUUUGGGCUAUGAAAACAUGGCUAGUCAGAACAAAUUAGCUUCUGCAGAUGCUUUUCAACAACUGGUAAGACUUUUACGCUCGGCAAAGACAUCGGAGAAAGUCCUGCUGAUGGUCAUCAAAGUUCUGGGAAUACUAUGUGUUGGUGUGGCUUACCGGAACAACAAAGUGACUCAGAGGAAAAUUGCUGAAGAAGGAGGGAUCCCAGUUCUUGUUCACCUCCUUAUCCACCCUCCUAAUGACGAAAUCAAAGUGGAAGUGGCCAUAUCCUUGGGCUGUGUUGUGCUCAGCAACAAAGAAAAUCAGGAGAAACUUCAGGAAGAGCCAGGGUUCAAGUUUAACAUUCUGUUAGCUUUGUUGAAAUCAAAAGAUCAGGAAACUCAGCUGCGGGCAGGCAUGGCUCUGACAAUCUUUGCCUUCAACAACACACCACAACAGUUUGCUAUCCGAGAGGCAGGGGGCAUAAAGUACAGCAUCUUUGAGAAGUUUGUGAACUCCCAAGAUGAAUUCUACCAAUGCUAUGCUGCCUUCCAGAUCGUGGUACUAGCCAGAGUUAUUGUUGACCGGGAUCAGGUGCCUCUGACCGCCCAGGGCAUCACAAUGUUGGUGGACAAAAUCGGUUCUGACAAGGACAAGGUUGUGGUUUUAGCAUGCAGCCUGUUGUCCUCCCUGGCACAUACCAGGGCUGGUUUGACCGAUGCUAUGAUCACGACCGGGGCACUUGACCUUUUAGUCAGUAAGCUGGACUCGGAGAAUGAUCUAGUAAGAAAUGGUGCUGCUGUGACUAUGGGGUACCUGACCUUUAACAAAACAGCGUACCGCUUGCUGUUUUCUUUGUGUCGCAACAUGCCUGGCCUCUACAAUAAACUAAUGGACAACAUUGGAGAUGAGCCGCGCAUCAACUCAGAAUUCAUCAACGACUUCAAACGUGCCAUGGUCAUCGGGCUUCCUACACAAUGCUUGGAAAUCAAUGGAGGCCGUCCAGUUGAGUCUGGUAAACCAUACUCAGGAAGGCGCCCGAACACUUCCCACGAGAGUCUUUCGAGGAACAAUCAUAACACUCAUAACAGGGCAGUGUCUGCACCCAUGAAGUUGAUGAGAAGUGGCAGUGGCAGACAGCGCAUCAUUCCGGACUUGGUUGUGCAGACAAAUGUGCUGCAGAACAAGAAUUUUGACUCGUCUCAGCAAACCCGACCGGCUUCAACUUCCACAUGUGUUUCUAGCAAAACUGGCAGCUUUAAAACCAAGUUGAGCACUUAUAAGAAGUAGCGUGUACUGUGUGCAUUUCAGUAGAGAGUGGGGCUUGGUAUACCUUGUUAGUUAGACCAUCUCAGUAUGAUGUAAACUGGAUGGAUGCAUAAAAAUGUCGCACUUUGUAAACAGAAGGUGAUUAUUAUGUGGAAGUUUCCACUUACUAAGCAUGUAUUAAAAAAAAAACAAAUUAUAAACUCUCAGUUACAUUUGUAUUUUGUUCUGUGCGUUGUUUCUUUUCGAUGUCUGCUCCAUAUAUGCACAGUGGUGCUAAGUGGUACAAGGAAAGCUUGUCCUACAGUCUUUGUCCCACCUGAUCAAAGCAGUGUAGCAACUAGCUAUAUGAUAUUUGGUUUAAACUUUGUAUUAGAUGCUACAUCAAGCAGCUUUGAUUUCUUGUUUUUUUCACAUUGUCAUCCAAGCAGGUUAAUUGUUGUUUCAAAUUUUCAAGGGAGUAUUUCAAUAAACUGUCUCGAUGUCACCUUCAGGGUGAUAUGUUACCUCCUGACUAGCAAGCAAUUCAAGUUUUUGGUCAGGUUCACCUGACGUUUAGACAGAGUCUGUGACCGAGAUCAAAGUGCUGCUGGAGGUGAAACGCUUUAAGUACUACAGAGCAUUUACACGUAAAUUGUGGUCAUAGAAUAUCUUUUUACCCUCUAGCAUCCUUUUUUAAAUUUUUUUAGCAUCCUAUACAUUCAUUAAGAUAUAUAUUAUAUAUAAUUUUUAUUUUUCAGUUUAAUUGAAUUGAUUUUACAUGCGAUGAAACAGAAUCGGAAAUCUUAUGUUUCUUUGUUGUUAAAAGGAGUUUUACUCUUUCUCAAAUUGCAUCAAUUUCUGAUCUAGCACUCACAAUACAUGCACCAAACUUGAGCUUUAAGAUUAUCAGAUUAAUUUUCUCCGCCCAGUUGUUUUUCCUUCUCAUGAAAGUCUCUUUAACCAGAAGCAUUUAUUUAACUCUAAUUUUGAAAAGCUCAUUAAGCAUUUAAAGCUCAUCUUUUUGGCUACUGUGGCUUAGUUAGGUAUGAAUAAUUAGACUAUAAUGUGAAAAUUAUAGAUUUGAACAAGAGUUGAAAAAUUAUUUUAAAAAAAAUAUUUGCUUGUCUUAUGUUUCUUUAAAGUUCUGUGUUCCAAAAGGAUGUCAAUUAUCUAGAAGAAGAAUGGCAUUGAGUUUCAACAAAGUUACGAAGCUCCUUUGUAACAUCAAAUAUUAAAGGUUAGUUUUGUUCCUUUUAUUUUAAAAUGAAUACAGUGAAAUUGCGCAGUUCCAAAAGAGCAUUCUUUGUAAGCAAUAGGUGCGAUUGUCCCUAUUGUUUGGCUUUUGCCUUUUCAACCAUAUUUGCCUUUAAUCAUUUUAUCAUUAUUUUCCCCUGCCAACUUUAACGAUGCCUUUGAACACAUUAAGUUAUGUUGCACUCAUAUUUUAAUACACGUUUUUUGCUGCAUGUAUUUUAUAUCACGGCUUCUGUUGCAACAGGACAGUUUAUCACAGCUUAAUUUGUUCACUUAUUGAGUUGAAGAAUGAUUUUUUUAAAGAAUUAUAAAACAUGCCAUAAUUUUGUCACAUCUUUCUGAUUACCCUUUACUAGUUUCAUUGACAAGACUGUUUAUAGGCCUAUUGUUUUUUCCUUAUCCUUUGUAGAAAAUAUUUACCUUGAACAUGUCUUGUCAAUUUUGUACUGAUAUUAAAACGAGACUGAAUUGUGUUUCUUGCUGACAAUUAUUCUAACUGUCUUGUCAACAUUGUAUCAAUAAUUUGAAGUUGUAUCCUUUUUCAGAUAUUAGUUUAUAAUUUAUGUGCUCAAUUACCAAACAGGAAGACUGGGGUAAACUCUGAAAACGGAAUAUGGCGUUGUUUCUGUUUCAUUGGUUGUAUCUUUGAAUAACCUUUAAGCCCUGACUCCCUGAGGCUACUGUGCCUCUCUGAGUGAUAUAUAUUACUAACAUUCAUAAGAUCGUCAGAAUCAUUUUCCAUAUCCUAUUCAGGGUAGUCCUCAUCAUUACCAGCGUCUAGUUCAGAGAAAGAUCUUCAAAAUAAUCAAUAACAUCAUGAGUAGUAAACACUGUUUUUCGUGUGCGUUUUGUCCCAGACGGGCCGGGUUGGAGAUAAGGUCUUGCUCAUCGGUGUAUCGGUGGCUAGGCUUACAAGCAGCUUUACAAGCGACCGGUCUUCCGGUAGCAAGGACAUUUAAGGAUUAAGGAGAAGCUGACUUUCAUGUGAAAGGCAAGAAUGGUGUUGUCCUUAUCUCAGUGAUUGAUAUCCCUUAUUAGUGCUCAUAUGCCUUACUUUUCUUCCAUGAAAUCAUUAUUUGUGCUCACGCUCUAUUGCCCGUCUCAUAAAUGGUUUAAAGUGCGUUGAUGUGGGAGUAAAAUACUUAAAGUUACUUUCUACACUUUUUUAUUCACUCUCGAGCCUUGUUUAUUCUAAGUUCAAAUUAUUAUAAAGGAAACUGCAGGGUAGGAAUGCUUGAUUUAAAACGUGUGUUCUUAUUAAGUGUUUUAGAGUAUACUUUUACAGAAACACUAAUGAGAAAAGUAUUCCUUAUUGACAUUUUAAAAUCUCAGUGGCUUUGUUUAGUUUCUUGUGUGAUCAGUUUCGAUGCUACUUAAUGCAUGAGGCAGCAGUAAGGUCAAAAGAUUUUGAAAAGGAAGGAAGAGUCAUUAAUUAUAAGCAAUGUUAUUCUCUUAAUCACCUGUAUCACAUUUAUCCGUUUUUGUUGUAAAGAUGAUUUUAAAAAAAAUUGCAAUGCAUUCCAUGAUGGUAGCAAUGGUGAGAACUUCUGUGUCUUUCUCAUUCUUGUAAGUGUAUUUCUUUCUGUCCAUGGACCCUUCCCUCCUC